Racocetra persica is the source of this 513-nucleotide messenger RNA. NCBI's taxonomy places the organism in Eukaryota, Fungi, Glomeromycota, Glomeromycetes, Diversisporales, Gigasporaceae. The record is from the annotation of a GenBank genome assembly.
AUGUCUCAGCCACAAGAAGGGCCACGUUUAAGGUCUCUUAACAAACUUUUAGAAAAAUGUUUAUCAGAAACAUUAAACAACUUCAGUUACGCAAAGGUGGCACAGUGCUUUCCAACUUUAGCAAGAGAAAAACCGAAACGCCUUAAUGACGCUCAUGCUCAAGUUUUAACAUUUUUGAGAACUAAUGUCGAGGAAGAAUUCAAACUUAUUUUGAAAAAACGCAAUAUACCAGAAAAGUUGAACGAACUUGACGCGCUUAUUGCAAAGGCAAAACAACGGGAAAAAGACGGUCAAAAUUCUGUUCAACCUACAUCAAUGUAUAAUUUGAGCCCAAAAACAAUUAUCCGUGCUAAAACGAUACCACUAAAAGAGAAUGAAAUAAAACGUCUAGAAAGUGAAUUUUUAAAGAUUAGUCAAGAAAAUGAACAUUUGAUGUCUGAGCUGCGAUCUAAAAAAGAACAAUCAAAUUUUAUAACUUUGCCCGUGAUAGAAGCAAUAACCGAAAUCAAUGAG